UUUCCUUACCUAUUUUAUUUUUAUCUUAAAAUAAAAAGCCAAAAAAAAGGGGCGUCGUGUUCCCAAAGUUUGUGUUGAAAUCCAAAUCCCUCUUUCAAAGCUUCCACUCCGAUCGGUGCCGUUCAUCUCUCUCUCUCUCUCGCCGCCUCCGAUUUCCGUGUGUUGUCGUCGUGCGUCUGAAUCUGGUUUAAGGAUUGCCGGUUGGGAGAGGAGAGAAGAUGAAGCAAGUAGUAGGAAUGGUGGUUUCGAACAAGAUGCAGAAGUCAGUGGUGGUGGCAGUGGAUAGGCUAUUCCAUCACAAAGUGUACAACCGAUACGUCAAGCGCACCUCUAAAUUUAUGGCUCACGAUGAGAACAAUCUCUGCAACAUUGGUGACCGGGUUCGACUGAAUCCUUCUAGGCCUCUGAGCAAGAAUAAGUGUUGGGUGGUUGCUGAAAUUCUCAAGAAAGCACGUAUAUAUGUUCCUCCAACCUCCACACCGGUGUCUGAGAAAGUAAGCUGGCACUGAAGCACCUGCUUCCUGAAUUGGCUCAGGUAUUAAAAUGUUUCUUGGCUGUCAGAUCAUCACAAGUUGUAGCUGUUGUAAUGGCAGUGAAAUUGGAAAUAAAGUUCAGUUGAGUGAGAUUUAGUUUACAACCUUAUGAUCUCUGUUUUAGUUGGAUGGCCACUGUAGUUUACUAUAUUUUAUUAUAUGUACUGUACAUUUCUGGUAAUAUCCCAGUUUAGGUUUGCAUGCUUUUUGCAUUUUGAGUUUGCCCAUCCUGUUUUGCUGGUAAAAUAGCUGAAUAGAAUAGACACUUGAACACUAAUGACUAAACACCUAUUGCUGUUAUUGUCUUAGAAGAAA
Molecule: messenger RNA, 848 nt
Organism: Lotus japonicus
Lineage: Eukaryota; Viridiplantae; Streptophyta; Magnoliopsida; Fabales; Fabaceae
Exons: 3
Coding region: 219-509 (96 amino acids)
Biological process (GO): translation
Cellular component (GO): ribosome
Molecular function (GO): structural constituent of ribosome
Source: RefSeq, a predicted model, not a curated record